This is a messenger RNA of Aspergillus vadensis CBS 113365, 591 nucleotides long. Its product is annotated as U2 snRNP complex subunit MSL1. Gene Ontology annotation, biological process: mRNA splicing, via spliceosome. The coding region runs from base 1 to 591 and encodes 196 amino acids. The transcript is spliced from 3 exons. Gene Ontology annotation, cellular component: U12-type spliceosomal complex. Lineage: Eukaryota; Fungi; Ascomycota; Eurotiomycetes; Eurotiales; Aspergillaceae. Gene Ontology annotation, molecular function: pre-mRNA intronic binding; U12 snRNA binding. The record is from RefSeq and is a predicted model, not a curated record.
AUGGCAACCAGAGUAAUUCCAACGCGCGGUGGUGGUCAAGGUAAACCCGCUUCAGCCACCGGACUGCCUAACCAAACUUUGUAUUGUACCAAUCUCCCAGACAAGCUGCGCAAGCAUGACCUACGGUUAUCCCUCUAUAUGCUUUUUUCAACCUACGGCACCGUUCUCGAUGUUGUCGCCAUGAAGACCCAAAAGAUGCGCGGUCAGGCCCAUAUUGUUUUUAAAGAUGUCCAGGCUAGCACACAGGCUAUGCGGGCCCUCCAGGGGUUUGAGUUUUUCGGCAAACAAAUGAAAAUUGUGUAUGCUAAGGGUCCCUCGGACGUCAUUGCCCGGCUGCGCGGAACGUAUAAUGUGCCCACUACAACAUCUGCCGGUCAAACCACGGGAGCAUCCACAGAGCUCCAAAAAUCGAUAUUUAGCGGCCCCCCAGGAUCGGCGGCUUUGCCGUCGAAGCCCAGCGGAGAAGUCAAUGGAGAAGCUCAAGCAGGCCAAGGUGUCAAACGGCCUCGUGAGGAGGAGAGUGACGAAGAGGAAGCCCCUAUGGACGAGGACAGUGAUGUGCCAAUGGAAGCUUCAUCGGAUGAAGAUUAA